Molecule: messenger RNA, 1599 nt
Organism: Hydra vulgaris (swiftwater hydra)
Lineage: Eukaryota; Metazoa; Cnidaria; Hydrozoa; Anthoathecata; Hydridae
Product: alpha-1A adrenergic receptor
Biological process (GO): G protein-coupled receptor signaling pathway
Cellular component (GO): plasma membrane
Molecular function (GO): neuropeptide Y receptor activity
Source: RefSeq, a predicted model, not a curated record
AAAUCGAUGACAUCUUAAACUUUUAUUUUAGACGGAUGUUGAACUUAUAUAAUAUAACAUGAUUACUUCAAAAAAGAAUAUUUCGUUACUUUAAUAUGGCGAACAUUGACAAUAGUGAAAUACACGAUUCUAAAGUUAUAAUUGCAAUUAAAUCAUUAUAUUUGUUUAUUUGCUUUUUCUUGGGUGUCUGUGGAAAUUCAAUCGUAAUCAUUGCAAUAAUAAAGAAUAAAAAAUUGCAGACAAUAACCAAUUGCUUUGUUCUAAAUCUUGCAAUAACUGAUCUUUUGUUUGCCGUGUGUGAAAUACCGACUAUUAUAUUUACCACAAUUUCGAAAAAGUGGCUGCUUGGUCGAUUUGUUUGUGAUGGAGUUGGUUUCUUGAACUCUCUUUUUUGUACCACUUCAAUAUGGACUCUUGUUAUGAUUAGUAUAAAUAGAUACUUUAAUGUAGCUAAAGCCACCCAAGUAAAAAGUCUUUAUACAAAGAAAAGAACAAUUUUAAUUAUCAUUGGCGUUUGGAUGUUUUCCGCCAUAAUUUCAUUUCCACCUUUGGUUGGUUGGAGCGAAUUCAAAUCAGGUUCUAAUUUCUGUACAAUCAAUGGUAAAAAAUCUUUAUCAUAUUCAAUUUUUAUUGCUUUGAUCGCCUACAUUUUACCUUCGUUGUUUUUAUCUACUUUAUAUUUGCGCAUAUUUUUUAUGUUAUAUAGACAUGAAAAAACCAAAAUGAGGGGGAAAAUUAACACAGUUGAAUUUUCUGAGCCAAUCGAUGCAGCAUUAUUGUCAUUUGAUAAUGAAUCUGCUUCAUCAGUCCACUAUCAAACUGUAAACGGAAAAAUAACAUCAUAUGACAAAAAAGUGCUAAAUUAUUAUUGCAAAUACAAGAAAGAUGUUGCUAUAAGCAACAAUAUUGAAAAUCUUUCUGUAAAUAGAAAUACAACAAACCCAGAAAUUUUAAAUGCAAGAGAAAACAAUAAAAAAAGGGCUAUUAAAAAAUAUUUCAAAGAAGUUCGUGUUACAAAAAUGUUAAUGAUUCUUGUAUUAUGUUUCUUUUUUUGUUGGACCCCUGUUUUUGUUGGAUCAAUGCUUUAUUCGUUUAAUUUAGACCUUAAAGGUUUUCAAGUUGCAACUUUUGGAAUAAUGUGUGCUUGUCUAAACUGUGUAUUAAAUCCUUUAAUUUAUUCUAUUAUGAAUCGCAGCUUUCAAAAGUGUGUCAUACAAAUGUGGAAAACUAUUGCUUUGCGUUAGCUGUUCAUGCAAAAGCAUCAUUUUUUUUUUGCUGUUAAAAUUUUCUUAAUAAAAAAUACCAUAAAUGUAAUACGUAAACUGAAGUUUUAGAUUUUUAUAUAUGAUAAUUUUUUUUCAUAUUUUAUGUUACUUUAAGAUAAAUAUUUAACAAAAGAAACUUUUGAAACCUUUUUUUUUAAAUUGAUUGUUACCAUCGAACCAAUUAUUAGAGUUAUAGCUACACAGUAUUUUUUUUUUAAUGUAAAAAAUGUAAAAUAGAAAAGCAACAUAUAUUUACUGUUAUAUGUUGUAUGUUAAUGUUUUUAAAUUUUAGAAUAAAGUCAUAAAAUGAUAUGGCACAGAAUGAGUCAUAAUA